Messenger RNA from Williopsis jadinii, 1953 nucleotides. RefSeq lists its product as uncharacterized. The record is from RefSeq and is a predicted model, not a curated record. Gene Ontology annotation, biological process: regulation of DNA-templated transcription. NCBI's taxonomy places the organism in Eukaryota, Fungi, Ascomycota, Saccharomycetes, Phaffomycetales, Wickerhamomycetaceae. Gene Ontology annotation, cellular component: nucleus. The coding region runs from base 236 to 1807 and encodes 523 amino acids. The transcript is spliced from 2 exons.
CACCAGGUUAAUCCAAAACAACCGUGCACUUGUUUUCCUUCUUACGCGGUGUUUGAUUUCUGUCGUUACUUCACUUGUUCAUAUUGCGGGAGGUUUGUUGUCCUGGGUUGAUUUUUGUCUCGUUCCAAACAAGCAAAGGGGGAGUGAUAAAGACCAACACAAAAUUAAGAGGAAGAAGAGGUAUACGCAGAGUGAGUAACGAGGUUAGAUAUAUAAAGAGAUCCAGGGACACACUAUGAAUAAUACAAUACCCAUUGUGAAGCAACAGUCGAAGAAUUACAACUCGCACUUUGCGCCAAUUGCUCCUGCAAUAGCGCCUAGGCCCGUCCAUGUGCUGCCAAAGCCAAUCCAAGGGCAAAUAUCAAAGCCUAACACAUCGACUGGCUCGGCGUCCAGCUCCAAUAAAGUACCACCGGCACCGAUGAUCAUAACAUCCAAGCAUUGGGUGCUUCCUCCACGCCCGAAGUCUGGCAGAAAGCCAUCUGCUGCAUCUUUGGAGAAGAAGAAACAACAGGCUGCUCAACAGGCACAGCAUGCUAAAAAUAUUGAGAAUAAGACAAAUAUCCCAGAGAAACAGUCGAGUAAGACGAACCAAACGAAUCAGGCCCGAGAUGUUGACGCGAAACAACCUGAUCAACAAGUUAGUUCACAGAAGGUUGGAAAGAUUGAAUCGAUGGAGCACGUUGGGCCUAAAGCCGAGGAUGCUCAAGAGGUGAAAAGCUCAUCACACAGCACCGAACAACAUGGAACCCAGCUGCCGCAACCUCAAUCACAGCUGGAGCCAGAUCUGGCGAUCACGGACACCAGCGCAUCUGUGACUUCCAAUGCAUCUGUGACGAAUCUGAGUAACAACAUGGUAAAUCUCAAUUUGAACAAGUCCCAAUCUGAGAACUUUGUGUUGAACUUGAAGCCUCACGAGGUGUUAAAAUCUCAACUUGAAACCGCUACUGAAGAGAACCACAAGCUCAAGUCUAUAAUUUCUAGGUUAAAGGUUGAAAUUGAUCAACUCCAACAGCGCCGUUCUUACUCUGUCCCAUCGAUUCCGGUAACCGCUUCUGGGAUUGCUCUCUCUCCACAGGAAUCUACGCCGGUGAGUACUACAGCUACAACGACAAGAGAUGUUUCUCCAUCCACGAUUGAUCCAAAGGAUAUUGGUAUGGCAAAGCCUAAGAAGAGAACGUAUAAAAAGAAGAAGAAGAAGAAACAAGACGAUGUCGCAGCUGUUACAACUGCAACUGCCACAACUGCAGCCUCAGGGACGACGCUGGCUGCUGAUUCAGUGAAGGUGAAGAUGGAAUCACCCUCCCCAUUACCUGUCACGCUUUCAACUAGUGCAGUGGUACCGUCAGACUUACCUUCCAUAGAGCCGAUCCUGGACAGACAACCUGCAAAGAAAACCAAGCUAACAAAUACCACACUGGAGAGAUCGGCAUCUUUGAGUCUUGAUAUGAUGUCACCGCCAACGUCUGUGAUGUUGGACAGAUCCAUGUCCACGCCUUCUGACUGGAGCCAUAUCCAGCAGAAUGGGACUCACAAGGUAUUAAGCCGUACUACGACAAACACCACUUUUGAUCCUCUGGAAUUCACUUGGCCAGAAUACGGAUGUGGAUUUUGCAAUGAGGGAAUCGAAGGAGCUUGUCUAUGCGCGGAGAAGGGAAUUAUUGAUGAUGUUAAGAGGGAUAUGAUGAUUAGAGACAUUGAAAGUAAUGUCAUUAACGAAGGUGAUGAAGUUGAGAACUUUUUGAAGACUGAAGAGUUCUUAAAAGUAGAGAACGAUGACGGGUAUUCUGAUUUUUUGAUGAUUUGAAAAUGGCGUUACAUCUAAGACGAUGUUCAACAGAGUGCCAUAAUGUAAUGAUUGAAAUGGUGUGUACGAAAAGAAAGUACCGAAGGGUAUAAGAAAAACACAAAAAAAAGAACGAUGAUGUAUAAGAAUGAAUGGUUGCUUUAGGA